AUGGAACAUGAGAACAUACUGUAUGCUGAUGGAUCGGAAAGGGCUAUUGCAAGACAUGAAGUCAGAGAAAUAGAACAACGUCAUACAGUAGAUGGCCCCCGACAAGAUGUGACACUGGAUGAAGAUGAUGAUGUGGUGAUUAUUUACAACAGAGUACCUAAGACUGCCAGCACAUCCUUUACAAAUAUUGCCUAUGAUCUUUGUGCAAAGAACAAAUAUCAUGUUCUACAUAUCAAUACAACCAAAAAUAAUCCUGUUAUGUCUCUGCAAGAUCAGGUCCGAUUUGUGAAGAAUGUGACUUCCUGGAAGGAAAUGAAACCAGGAUUUUACCAUGGACAUAUAUCUUAUUUGGACUUUGCAAAAUUUGGUGUUAAAAAGAAGCCAAUUUACAUAAAUGUCAUAAGAGAUCCUAUAGAACGACUAGUUUCUUAUUAUUAUUUUCUGCGCUUUGGAGAUGAUUACAGACCAGGGCUACGGAGGCGAAAACAGGGGGAUAAAAAGACCUUUGAUGAAUGUGUAGCAGCUGGAGGUUCAGACUGUGCUCCAGAGAAACUUUGGCUUCAAAUUCCAUUCUUCUGUGGCCACAGCUCCGAAUGCUGGAAUGUGGGAAGCAGAUGGGCUUUGGAACAAGCCAAAUACAAUUUGAUUAAUGAAUACUUCCUAGUGGGAGUUACUGAAGAGCUUGAAGACUUCAUCAUGUUAUUGGAGGCAGCUUUGCCCCGGUUCUUCAGGGGUGCCACAGAACUGUACCGGACAGGAAAGAAGUCUCAUCUUAGGAAAACAACCGAGAAAAAACUUCCUACAAAAGAAACUAUUGCCAAGCUACAACAGUCUGAAAUCUGGAAAAUGGAGAAUGAGUUCUAUGAAUUUGCACUGGAGCAAUUUCAGUUUGUCAGAGCACAUGCAGUUCGGGAAAAAGAUGGAGAAUUGUAUAUUCUGGCUCAGAACUUUUUCUAUGAAAAGAUUUACCCUAAAUCAAACUAAGAACAGUACUGUUAGAUUUACGGACCCAAAUCUUUGGUCACGUUGUCAUCUUAGUCCUCAGCCAUGGAAACCAGAUUGCUCGUAGACCUCCAAGACGUUUCUUUAUAGAUCUGAGAAAAGGGGGCUGUGGAUAACCUCCAGGGUGUUGGAUACUGGCAAACUAUGUUGGUAAUCCAGAAGCAAAGGCUUCAUUUCUUUUAUCUAACUAAUACUUUCAGUGGGAGUAAUAUCCUUUACCUGAAGAAAUCUACACUUUAAUUCGGAGCAAUUAGUACACGGCAGUUCUAGUUGAAAAUAUAAACAAACAAAAAAUGCUUCUGUUGAUGCUCUUUUUAAUUUUCAGAGCAAUUUAUUUUCAUUUAUACUUCUGUGAAGAGGAAAUAAUUUUUCCCAGCUUUCACCAUAGAAAUUUUGGUUGUAUACAAUAUGAGUAGUGUUAAUAACUGAUUGACAUCUGUGCUUUGUUUUUGUGAGUCAUGUCACAUGUUAUUAAUUGGGAUGGUUAAUCAUGUUCUGCUGAGACAUGCUGCUGCUGCUGGAAUUGCCCGUAUUUAUAUAUGUGGUUUGAUUAAAAAACUACAACUAAUCA
Molecule: messenger RNA, 1573 nt
Organism: Antrostomus carolinensis (chuck-will's-widow)
Lineage: Eukaryota; Metazoa; Chordata; Aves; Caprimulgiformes; Caprimulgidae
Gene: HS2ST1
Product: heparan sulfate 2-O-sulfotransferase 1
Exons: 7
Coding region: 1-984 (327 amino acids)
Cellular component (GO): membrane
Molecular function (GO): heparan sulfate 2-sulfotransferase activity
Source: RefSeq, a predicted model, not a curated record